CAGCGAAGGUGUUGCGAGAGAGACCGGCUGUUGCAAAAAAAAAUGGAUCAGCUUUGCAAACUUUUUGUCGGUGGCUUAAACGUCCAGACCACAAAUGAUGGACUUCGAGCGCAUUUUGAACAAUACGGCACCCUAACUGACUGCGUUGUCGUUCAGAAUGAGCAGUUGCAGCGCUCCCGUUGUUUCGGCUUCGUUACGUACUCCACACCCGAAGAGGCAGAUGCAGCAAUGGCCGCUAGGCCACAUGUUGUGGAUGGUAAAAACGUGGAGUUGAAGAGAGCUGUGGCUCGGGAAGACGCGGGCAAGCCUGAGGCUCUUGCCAAAGUGAAGAAGAUAUUCGUCGGUGGACUGAAAGAAGACAUCGGUGAGAAAGAGCUCACCGACUUUUUUACACAGUUUGGUACAGUUGAAAAGGCUGAAGUCAUCACUGACAAAGACACCGGCAAGAAGCGCGGAUUUGGCUUUGUUCACUUUGAAGAUAACGACUCGGCCGACAAGGCCGUUGUGUUGAAGUUCCACACAAUUAACGGGCACAAAGUGGAGGUAAAGAAAGCGCUAACUAGACAGGAGAUCCAGGCAGCCGGUGGAGGUCGGGGAGGCAGAGGGAGAGGUGGAAGAGGAAUGGGAAGGAAUCAAAAUGGCUUCGGCGGUGGAAGAGGUGGUUACAACUAUGGGGGUGGCUACGGCGGAGGCUACGGAAGUAACGACGGCGGGUAUGGCGGCGGGUAUGGAGGUGGCGGCUACGGGGGAGGCUAUGGAGGCGGCUAUGGUGGCGGCUACGGUGACCAGAUGGGAGGCUACGGUGGUGGCAAUGGUUACAGUGACUUUGGCAGUGGAUACGGUCAGCAGUCGUCGGGCUAUGGGCCCAUGAAAGGUGGAAAUACCUACUCUGGCCGGAGCAGUGCCCCCUACUCACGAGGUGGCGGCGGUGGCUACGGUGGCAGAGGAGGCUACGGCGGCGCGUAUAAUCCCGUACUAGAUAGAGGUAACCUCAUUGUUCAGAGAACGCUUAAAAUGGAAAAUCAGCUCUGCAAGCUCUUCGUCGGUGGGCUCAACGUCCAGACCACAGACGAGGGACUCCGAAAACAUUUCGAACAAUAUGGCGAGUUGACAGAUUGUGUAGUAGUUCAGAAUCAAACUUUAAAACGCUCCCGGUGUUUCGGCUUUGUGACCUACUCCACGCCGGAGGAGGCCGACGCGGCUAUGGCUGCAAGGCCUCAUGUCCUGGAUGGAAACAACGUUGAAUUGAAAAGAGCGGUAGCACGGGAAGACGCAGGGAAACCCGAGGCACUCGCCAAAGUAAAGAAAAUAUUCGUAGGUGGUCUUAAAGAUGAUAUCGAGGAAGAGCAUCUCCGCGAGUGUUUUUCGCAGUUUGGUGCAAUAGAAAAGGCUGAAGUCAUCACCGAUAAAGAGACCGGCAAGAAGCGUGGAUUCGGUUUCGUGUACUUCGAGGAUAACGACUCUGCAGAUAAAGCGGUUGUAUUGAAGUUCCACACCAUUAACGGGCACAAGGUGGAGGUGAAAAAAGCUCUCACUAAACAAGAGAUGCAAGCCGCUGGUGGUCGUGGCGGACGGGGAAGAGGUGGCCGUGGAAUGGGAAGAGCCCAGAACGGGUAUGGCGGCGGGAGGGGUGGUGGCUAUGGUGGAAACUACGGUGCUGGUUAUGGAGGCAAUGAUGGCGGAUACGGUGGUGGCUAUGGAGGUGGCUAUGGCGGCGGGUAUGGGGGAGGCUACGGAGACCAAAUGGGAGGCUACGGCGGCGGUAACGGCUACAAUGACUUUGGAAGCGGCUAUGGCCAGCAGCCCUCUGGCUAUGGGCCAAUGAAAGGUAAUUACUCUGGCAGAAGCAACGCUCCUUACUCCCGCGGUGGUGGUGGUUACGGCAGGGGGGGUUAUGGAGGCUCAUAUUAAGUGCCAGUUUAAGUCUCACACAAAGAACAGCUCCAUCCCCUAGCCAAAUGCAAAUGACCUCAUAGAGGUGCCAAUCGUAGUAGACCCGGGCCGUCCUAUUACGGCACGGACAUGACUGGAACACUGAACCAAGCCCGUUACAGUUCUUACAAGAAUCAACUAAUCCAGCUGGUCCUGAUGUAGGUAGGGUGUUCCUUACCACCAAGAAUGCUAAACCAGCGAUCACCGUCAUAUAGCAGUACCUCCCAACUUAACUAGAUGGAAUUUCCUACACGUUAUAGGACUAUUCUCCUGGAUGAUUAGGGUACUUUGUGUGAAUUUCUAUGGGUGGGGACAGACAUACAGUUGUUAGUGCUUUUUUGUUUUGUUUUGUUUUUUCCUCAAGCGUAUUAUGUCCAUUGAAAAUAAUUUUAAGAUUAGAACUCUUGCUUGUUAGUCGAGGCAUGUUAUUUUUGCAUUAGCGUAUGUAUUGUAACUAUUGCCAUUUUCUUUUAAAUAUGUGUUUCAGUUUAUUAAUUGUUGAUUCUGGGAUCCCAUGUUUGACUAGAAUUAGCCAUACAGUUAAUUAUCGUGAACAUGAUUUAGUCCUUUGUUCUGCAUCUAACGAGGCAAGUCGGCAAAUGGAGCAUUUCAGAAGUGGUGUAUUUUUGCCCCAACACAAUGACUUAAGUAUUAGAUGGAAUCCCUACACAGAGCUCUGUUCUGACUCAACGAAAAUGACAUCAUACGCAGCAUGUAUAAGGACUAGGUCACGUUUGUUUUGAACCAUUUUAGGUUCACUACCGUUGUUGCUGAAGGUAUUCAACAUCCGUUGUAGUGCUAUACAUGUGACUUCCAAAUAGUGUUAUGUUUAAUAGUUGAAUAGUUAUCGUUUGUAUGAACCAACUGUUAGCAUUAGUUGUUACAGUGCAUUUGUCCUGAGCUCGAGAUUUCUGAAGAUGCGAACUUUUUUCCAGUUUUUACUAUUUCCAGUAACAGUGAUACAAAAGAGCGUUUCCGAAUCAUUAAGAAAAGUUACCAUAUGCAUUUGUUUUAUUGUAAUCUUGGUACACAGAUUAAUCUAUUAAAUAUUGUUUCAGAUACCGGUAAAUUGUAUGUAUUUCCAUGAAUAAACCUUUUUACA
Molecule: messenger RNA, 3034 nt
Organism: Chanos chanos (milkfish)
Lineage: Eukaryota; Metazoa; Chordata; Actinopteri; Gonorynchiformes; Chanidae
Gene: hnrnpa0a
Product: heterogeneous nuclear ribonucleoprotein A0a
Exons: 2
Coding region: 43-1911 (622 amino acids)
Biological process (GO): mRNA splicing, via spliceosome
Cellular component (GO): catalytic step 2 spliceosome
Molecular function (GO): mRNA 3'-UTR binding
Source: RefSeq, a predicted model, not a curated record